Messenger RNA from Rotaria sp. Silwood2, 984 nucleotides. The record is from the annotation of a GenBank genome assembly. NCBI's taxonomy places the organism in Eukaryota, Metazoa, Rotifera, Eurotatoria, Philodinida, Philodinidae.
AUGAAAAAGGAGGUGAUUAGUUGUUACCAUGAUCAUCCAACAGCUGCACAUUUUGGUGUUAAUAGAACAUCUUGUGAAAAAUGUGCAAAAUUUAAUAUUCGUCGAACAGCUCCACCAGGUCAUUUACAUGCAAUUGAAUAUCCACAAGGUCCUUUAGAAUUAAUAUCUAUGGAUUUUUGGGGUCCAAAACCACAAUAUUCGAUUAAUGGUAAUAGGUAUGUUCUUGUUAUUACGGAUUAUUAUACUAAAUACGUCGUAGCAUGUCCACUUCCUAAUAAUACAGCAACAUCAACAGCAAAAUCUUUCGUCGAACAAUUUAUAUUUAAAUUUGGUAUCCCUCGUCGAGUUGUUACUGAUCAAGGAGUUCAUUUUAAUAAUGAAUUAAUGCAAAAUUUAACAAUGUUAUUAGGAACCAAUCAUAUACAAACCAGUGCAUAUCAUCCACAAUCCAACGGGCUAGUGGAGAUAUUUAAUGCAACUUUCCAUCCUCAAUUAUCGAAAUUAUAUAAUGCAGAAUUAAAUGAUUGGGAUGAAUAUUUAGCUCCUGUAAUUUAUGCUUAUAAUACAGGAGAACAAAGUACAACUGGUUAUAGCCCGUUUCAAUUAAUGUUUGGUAGACAUCCUAUAUUACCUCUUAAUCAUACACCAGCGACAUUUAACUUCAAUCGACCGAAUGACUAUUGGAUGAAAUUAAUUAAAUGUAUGAACAUUUAUCGUCAAAUUGCUCGUCAAAAAACAUUAUUUCAUCAACAACAAUCGAAACAACGUUUUAAGAAAAAUAGCCAAAAUCCACAAUAUGAAAUAAAUGACUUGGUUUUUUACAAAGUACCUGGUCAUCGUGCAAAAUUGGAAGAGCGAUUUUCUGGUCCAUAUACGAUUGUCAACAAACAACAUCCAUCAUAUACAAUUCAAAAUAACGAUUCGUUAACAUCUAAACGUGUAUAUGUUAGUGAUUUAAAGCUUGUUUACCAACGUCAUCUUUAA